Molecule: messenger RNA, 5873 nt
Organism: Leptomonas pyrrhocoris
Lineage: Eukaryota; Euglenozoa; Kinetoplastea; Trypanosomatida; Trypanosomatidae
Product: putative ubiquitin hydrolase putativecysteine peptidase Clan CA family C19
Exons: 1
Coding region: 636-5873 (1745 amino acids)
Biological process (GO): protein deubiquitination
Cellular component (GO): cytosol; nucleus
Molecular function (GO): cysteine-type endopeptidase activity; cysteine-type deubiquitinase activity
Source: RefSeq, a predicted model, not a curated record
GUUUAUCGUCAUCGCGAAGUCCCCCGCACGGCUCGGAAGGAGAAAGAAAGAAAGCACACACGCAAGCCGGCAGCUGAUCGACUGUAUCGCCUUCUUAUAUCAUCUAUUGCCUUUACACCGCCCCCGCAUUCGUCGCCUUCACAGCGACAAGGGUGGCACGAUCACCACGGGUCUUCGCUUUCCCAAUCUGCGCACACACGCACACACAUAUCUAUACAUCCAUUCGUCUUCCGUCAAAAACGAGGGGUUUUUGUUUUUGGUUAUCGAAGAGCGUCGUUUCACUCGUGUUCUCAAAUAUCUAUCAUCAAAUACGGUUCUUCCGUCUACCCCCUUUGUGUUGACGCCGUUUCCGCCGGUCCAAUGCCGUUGAUCUGCCCAACGUAGUUGAUAGCAAAUUUACUGUUGUGGUGGUCCCUCUGUGACUCCGUGUUCUCCAGCUGCAACGGCUGCGGCGGCGGCGGCGGUGUGUGCGUGGGUGCGUCAUCGUCACCCGGGGAGCAACAUAUUGAUCUAGUUUCUUAGUUCUCAAACACAGCGUUGGUCGCCUCUUCGCCUCCUCCACCGUCGAUCACCGCAGACUUCAGCAGCAGCGCGAAAGAGAAGGCGUGUGCGUACGCAAAAAAUAUAUAUAUAAGAUGGUGAAGGCGAGCGAUAGCGGAGGAGGCAGCCAUGUUUCUUCCCAUCGCUACGCGCCUACGCGGUUGCUGCACGUGCUCCACACCGUAGAACGCCUGAAUUCCCGCAAGGAGCCUCUAGAGCACCCCGCCGCCUUCCUGCUGGACCGUGUGCAUACCAUCGAACUAUGGCGGCUGAGUGGAAGAAGGUUGAACCUUCUCCAGUUGGGUGCCGCUCUGGUGCGCGGCGUGCUGCAGCGAGGUCGUGACAGCGCCACGCCUCUGCAUGUCUUCGGGCCGAUCGAAGACAGUUCCCCUCCUCCCUCGUCUUCCGAUGCUGUGUCCGCGGAGGUGAGUGCGUUGCCGGGCAACGGCGGGGAAGGAGAACGCCUUGCGGAGCAGAGCGCGCUACCCGCGACGGCAGCGCCGCACGGCGAGACGCCUCUACACCGUCACGUGCACCACCGCGAUGACCCCGCGCCGCCUAGCGUGGCGCGAGUCGUACUCGUACAGUCCGCCGGUGAGGCGUCGCCGGAGUUGUACAUGGGCCUCCUCGUUGGCCUUUUUGGUAGCGGCGUUUCCUCCUUGUCCCAGCGUGACGGGCCGCCAUCGGUCGCUGCGUCCUCCGCGCGCCCCGAAGAUGCGGCAGCAAAGGCAGCCUCCUCACCGCAGCAACAAUUGUCCGCGGAGGCCGCACGCGCACUGCACGAGGUGCACCGCGCCGCUCGCGACAUCAUCCAUCUCAUGUUCGCGGAGGUGACCAAAAUAAACGCACUCGUAGCCAAGACAGCACCGGCGCACGCGCGUGUGGGGCAGCGGGGUGGUGAGCACGCACCGCCCAGCAAAGACGCCCGUCCUGUGCCCGGUGAGGCCGUGCCGUCCACCGCGUCGCUCGAGGCGCAGGCGCACGAUCUCUGCCUGCGGCUGACGCGCCUCACCGCGAAUCUGUACAGCCUGCUGUCCUUUCUCGACUUCUUCAGCGUGGAGGCGGAAGCGGAAAGCCAAACCGGGGCAGAACACAACUCACAAGACGCAAGCGGAAGAGGGGAGGAAGAGAACCGGUUGAAAGCAGCACCGGCGUCGGCCCCUCACACAAAGACAGCGGCGCAGAGCAGCAAAGGUUUUGCGGCGGGUCUUUCCUCUGCUGUGGCCGCCAUUGCGAGCGCCAUCGCCGAUAGCGGCUCCCAGGCGGUCGGUCUCGACGCUGGCCUUUCCCUCUCCCCUAACGGCAACCCGCGCCACCGCCACAUGCACGACACGGCUGAUGCGAACCCACCGCAUCAUCGCAGCGCAGCUGACACGUCACGACGUGUCGCGUCAAGGCCCGCACCGAAGGAGCCGGUACCGGCAGCAGGUGGGAGCGCCUGCCACCACGGCCGAGCCCUCUACACCGUCGCGUACUUCCGCACCCUCUUUGACACAGCUGGGCAUCUGCCGCUGUGUGUGUGGGACAUCUUGGCGACCGCCACGACGGUGCUGUCGCAGUGCGGCGUGUCGUGGUCUCUCACCCACGGUGAUGCGGCGGUGGGGGCCAACUUCAACGCCACCGCUGCCGUCGUGUUUAGCGAGGCGCAGCUGAGUCUUUCGCGGCAGCUGCAUCGGCUGUGUCGUCGCUUCGAGGUGCUGCGGCAGCGCGUCUACGCCCUCUACCCCGUCAGCCCGGUCCGCUUCAAAGUGAAGCAAAUCUUAGACUGGGCGGGCUUUCUUUACGCGGAUGAUCCGACGUUUCGCUCCUCCCACGACGGCGCCGCCACUUUGGUCGAUCUGCACGAGGACGCGCUACACAAAGUGUACCCGCUGCGGCCCCGCUGGGGCAUCACGGCAGACAACAAGAAGGCGCUGCAGCUGGUGGCGGCAACUCCCUACACCCCGCCUACACCGAAUGAGACAUCGAACAGCGCAGCAGCAGCAGCAACAACAGCGUUCCCCCCGCGGGUUUCGCCAGCAGCGACCGACGCCAGUAAAAUGCCAGUCUCGUCGUUGCUCGCCACCCUCGCGUCCGUCGGCACGAGCGGGUUUACCGGUGGCGAGCGAAAUCGAUUUUCCAUGUUCAGCAGUCACCUCGGCGCCGACCCAGCGAUGAAGAAUACCAGCAGCUACGGCCGCCUCGCACCCGCACCCUCCGCCGCACAACCCAGUGCGGUGGGGCGGCUCUCGACCGUGCCGGGUUGGGUCGGGAUGCGCAACAGCGGCAACACGUGCUUCUUAAACAGCGUAGUGCAGCUGCUCAGCUCGGCGGUGCUCUUCCGAGACAACCUGAUCGCACGUGUGCAGCAAGCCGUCUUCCGGCGAUCCGCCACGUCAGCUCUUGACAGCAGCACUCCGUCCCCACGCGAUGUCAGCUCUUCCGCCGCCGCCGUGCAGGAGCCCGACUUGACGGCACCAUUUCGCAAAUACGGAUGCCGACUGGCGCUGGUGCUGCUCCUCGGUGAGCUGCAGUGGCGCGCGCGGUACCGCCACGAGGAGCACCCGGUGCUGCCGGACUACUUGGACUCGCAGCUUCCCACCCCCUUCAACGACCACCGCCAGCAUGAUGCGUCGGAGUUUCUGCAUGCGCUUUUGGAUCAGCUUGACGCACCGGCGCAGCCCGGCGGUGCUGUCGUGGGGCGGUGGUUUAGCGGAAAGACGGCGACGACGAUGACGUGCACCCGCUGCGCGCACUCCCGCACCCACGUAAACGCCUUCUGGGACGUCUCCAUCCCGAUCCUGCCCCCGCCGUCCUCCGCAAACCGCCCGGGCGAAGGGGGCGGCGGUGAUGGGGGAGUUGUCGCAGCGCGUACGCAAAAUGAGGAGGGGGACGAGUAUGGGAAGGCAAGCAACCCACAGCAGCUGGUAGAGGUGGUGCAUUUUCCAGGAGCCACGGCAACAACCACGACGUACGUGAGCGGCGGCUACCGUGAAGGUACCGCUGCUCCGGCACCGAUUCCUGCGGCUGCCGCUGCUUCGAUGAGCGACGAAGGCGAGACGGACGUGCGACUCCACAGCAACGACCACAACCAAACGGCAGAAGCGGUGCUUCCACUUCCACGUCCUGCCUCCGCCGAAGCGGCGCCGCACGCGGCCGACACACCCAACUCUGACGCACGAUGGAAAAAGUACACGCUGCAGCAUCUCCUUCUCCAUGUGUUGCACCCCACGUUAAACGAGGAGCUGCUGCACGGCGGCAAUGCGCUCGACUGCGAGUACUGCGGCCGCCGCACGAGCACCGCGCUAACUACGCAGCUGGUGGCGGAAGUUAGCGCAGAAGAGACGAGCCAACGAGUGGCUUCGAUCUCAACAGACGGAGUGAGCGCCCCCACGAGUGAGACCUCGUUGGGGCCGGACAGACUCUUCAAAGCUGCUCCAUCGGCCAUGCCGGGCACGCAUGCCCCCCACGAAGGCAGCAGUCCAACCAAAGCAUCGCCGUCUUGCUCGACGUCAAGUCCACGAAACGGAAUGGGUGUGGCCACGGGCACACAACCCGCGCAUCAAGACUUCUCUCCCCCUUCCAGCCCCUCCUCUCCCACCGCUGCGCACCGCACCGCAGCAGGCGGCGGUCUUCCCUGGUACUUGGCCCUGCAACUGAACCGAUUCGCGUACCAGCGAGCAACGCAGUCCUAUGCCAAAGUGACGGAUGGCGUCCCGCUGAACGAGGUCGUGGUGGUGCCCGCGUACCCAAUGCAAGAGAACACCCCGACCCCUCGGCAAGCAGCGCGGUUCGACAGCUCUGGACAGCAGCGGCACAGCAAGGGCAGCGGGGAUGAAGAAGGCGAGGCCGCAGCACAAAGCAGCAGCGGCGGCAGCAGCGGCGGCAACGCGAUGACGGUCACCGCCACGCCGGUGUGGGUAGCCUAUCGUCUGCAGACCAUCGUCGUGCACAGCGGGUCGACACCGAGCAGUGGGCACUACUUUGCUCUCACACGCAGCCCACCCAGCCUCUGCAGCCCCGCUGCGGAGGCCCCCAACGGGGAUCAAAUUCAAACAACGCACAUGGAGGACGGAGAGGCCCCGACUUCGCCAUCGGUAAACCUCGAGAACAUCCGCGCGUACGUGCGUGAGCAGGGAGCUGCCUUCUCAAACGUGUUGGACGUGGAUCGCGUCUUUGCGGCGUCGUCACCGGUCAGCUCCACCGCAGCCACGGAGGCGGCAAAUGCUGGUGACGAGUCCCCGCACAGCACAUCGACGAGGACACGCGUGAUGAAACCAGCGGCGCACCACGACAGCGAAGAGGAGCCGCGCAGCGUGCCAGUCUUACGCAGCACAGCCACCACCGCUACCACCACCACAGCAACAAAAGCUGAGGAAGAUGGGGAGGAGGAAGAGACGAACUCGGCUUCCAAAUGCGAGGCGCCGGCACAGGAAGGAAAGGAAGAGGCGGAGAUGCACUCUGCACUCCUCCGCUCCUCUCCUAGCCUCCCCCCGGCUGCAGUAUCCGUCUCCGGCGCUGCCUUCUACGAGAACUGGGUGAUGCUCAACGACUCGAACGUGCAGGCGGUGUCACAGGAGAGCAUGCGCCGUAUCUUGAACGGAGGCGACAUCGGUGUCUACUCGGCCCUGGAGACGCCCUACUUGAUGCUGUAUGAGAAAAUCCCUGCUUGCUAUCUGCGCUGCAGCGGCGACGACGGCGGCGAGGAGGAAGGACGGGAGGCGUCGUUGUUAUUCGAAGUCUGCGCCACGCCCGCACGCGCUCUUCAGCGUGUGUGGGAAGACGGGCGAUGCGACCCGCUCUCUCCGGCGGCCUCUCCUUCCCCUGCAGCGUUGACACCGGUGGAGCUGGCAGCAGAGGCGGUCGCCAUCUUCCGCGCACGCCUGCACGAAGAGGAAGCGCGAGCGCACACGGCAAGCCUCCUUGCCACGACAGCAGCAGCAGCAGCAGCUACCUCUGCCGCUGCUUCUACAACCGUCGAUGAUGCAGUACACGUGGCAGCAUCGCCGAACACGACUGCCGCCUCGGCCGGAGCGCUAAUCCCGUACGUCUCCAAGGACGAGGAAGCAUCGCUGCAGCGUCCAGCGACGACAACCACCGCAAAAACGUCGGCGCCGUCGUGCACGCAGAGCAGAACACACCCGAUGAUGACGCCGUCGUCCGCCGCGGCGAACUCGUCGAAGCGGCUGCGGGCGAAGGCGGCGGCGUACGCACAGCAGGUACGCCUGUCGCGACAGCGGCUCACACGCGCUUCCGUUCCUGCCUGUGAGCCGCCGCCGGAUGUUGAGGAGAAGAAGGAGGAGGCCGAGGAGAGCCACAACUCAGCUUCUGAUGAUGCCGUGUCAUUGGAUUAG